This is a messenger RNA of Oryctolagus cuniculus (rabbit), 2989 nucleotides long. The record is from RefSeq and is a predicted model, not a curated record. NCBI's taxonomy places the organism in Eukaryota, Metazoa, Chordata, Mammalia, Lagomorpha, Leporidae.
UUGUAUUCUAUUUGAGUGAGAGUGAACAGGGGAAAGAGAUUGCUGGUCAGAGAGAAAGAGAGAGAGAGAGAGAGAGAGAGAGAGAGAGAGCGAGCUCCUCCAUCCUCUGAUAUACCCCAUAGAUGACCACCAGGCCUUGGCCAGGCUGAAGCCAGGAGGCAGGAGUUUGGUCAUUGUUGUUACAGGAGCCCACAAUCCCCAAGUGUCUGGGAGUGCCUCGAUUCCUCCCUCCUAGGCAGAGGACCGUCUGGGGGGAUGUAGCUUUCUCGGCUGCCACUGAUUAGGCCUUCCAUGUUUGGACUGCAUGGACCCCACUACCUUCUGGGCUUCCAGGGUUUCUGCCGAGAAAUCUGAUGAUGACUUAGGGGAAAAGGGUGACAAAGCCACCUUCCUCUCAGCUCUGGAGAUGGGAACUGUGUACCUGAUGGUGUCUUGGGCAACAGAACACUUGUCCAGUUUACCGAGGCCAGAGAGAUUGUUCCAUCAUUCUGAGACACAUCACUCAGUGGGUAAAGGAGAGGAGGGGAUAUACUACGUGGAGACACUAGGAGGUCUUCGAAAGACACACUUAUUAUCAUAUUUACACCAGAAAUGAGAAGGCCACGGAAGCAAUCUACAGGUUGGAGUUUCUCAAAUAUUAAGUAUCAAUCUCUAUCACCAACCUAGGCCACAGAUUCUCCGGUAUCCGGGUAUCGUUUUUAUUUAAUUGGCAGAUUCUCGAGAAAACCACUGUGGAUGAACUACAGCUCCCAUUGGUCAAUUUCUUGCUCUGACUUCAUAAGGCACCACUGUUAUGAAAGACGUAUUAUUACUCAGUCCCUGGCUGGGCUGUGAUUGGUCCAUUUCUUGCUCUGAUCUCACAAGGCGCUGCUAUGUGAGGUGAGCCCCCAGAAAGUAUAUAUAGCGGCGGCGGGGGCCUAGAUUUUCGUCCGCCUUACCCAGAGAGCACUCUUUUGUGAUCUGUGUAACUAGGACCCCUCUAACUAGCGUUUCUGCUUGUUGGUGUUGCUUGUGCUUUUUCUUGGUUGUUUGUUUCUGGGUCUAUUUGGUUGUUGCUUUUUCCCAUUUUGUUUAGUUUGUUGUUUUCCUCCUCGUUGUUGUUUUGCCCAGUGGGUCUUUUUUUGCAGUUUUUGUUUAUUUUUGCUUCCCCCACUCUAGUCAGCUAGCACGAUCAGAAGCAUCAGCAUUAGAGUAUUUAGCGGCUUUUCCUCUUUGUUGUGUUCUGUUUUAUUGAGAUAGUCUAGCGGCUUUGCCUUUAGAGUAGUGAGUGUAGCUGCUGCUGUGUCUUAGUCAGCUGGGUAGUCAGUCCCCCGUGGUCCCUUUGUGUUGUAGGUAGUGCAGUGAGGGUCGGUGAUUAGCUAGUGUGCAUCGCGUGAUUUAGGGAGUCGAGAGAGUGUAGUUAGGUGGCCGGCAGCAUGGCCUUCCAUCCUCCCCUGGACGGGUUCCGCUUCGUGGAGGUGAUCGGCCAGGGCGGCUGCGGCCUGGUGAAGCUGGCCCGGCACCUGGCGUCGGGCAAGUACGUGGCGGUGAAGAUCCUCCUGCGAGACUGCUCUCCCAGCAGCGCGCUGUCCGCGCAGGGGGAAGCGGCCAUCCUGAGGAGCCUGCGGCACGACAACAUCGUGCGGCUGCUGGAGGAGCGGCACACGAGGACGCACCUGUUCCUGGUCAUGGAGCUGGCGACCAGGGGCUCGCUCCAGCGCUACGUGCUGGAGCAGGGAGGCCUGGCCGAGGCCGAGGCCAGGGCCCUCUUCCGCCAGGUGCUGGCCGCCGUGAGCUACUGCCAUGCCCAGCACGUGGCGCACCGGGACCUCAAGCUGGGCAACCUGCUGCUGGACGAGCACCUGAACAUCAAGCUGGCAGACUUCGGGCUGAGCCUGAGGCUGGAGCAGGGCACGCUGGUAAGGGGCUUCUGGGGCACCCCCGAGUACUGCGCACCAGAGGUUUUCCUCGGGGAGGCCUACGACGCAUUUAAGGCAGACGUCUGGAGCCUGGGGGUGGUGCUGUUUGCCAUGCUGGCGGGCACGCUGCCCUUCCGCGGCAAGGACACGGAGGAGCUGCAGGACACGGUGCUGUGUGCCUGCUAUGUGCUGCCGUGUACCGUCAGCCCGGCCCUGCAGGAGCUGCUGGCCUGGCUGCUCACCAUCGACGCCUCGGGGAGGCCGAGUGCGGAGGAAGCCAGGACCCACUGGUGGUUCGGCCCCGGCCGAGAAGCCGCCCAGGAGGGCGAGGAGGACGCGGUCACCCUGCUGCAGCCCCUGAGCGUUCCCCGGGACCCAGAGGCCAGGGAGUACCUGGCGGGCCUCGGACUGCUGCCAGGCAAGGGGACCGAGGGGCAGCCAGGCCCUCAGGCCCACAGCCCCGUGUCCCUGCCCGAGUCCUCACGUUGUGGCGAGCGCCACCCCAUGGAGGACGACAGCUUGUCUCUGGUGUCGGUGUCCUGUGACAGCAUGGCCGUGGACUACGUUUCCUCCGCACAAAGCAGCUACUCCGAGGCCUCCAGCCAGCCACAGCAGGAGCGGAGCCGAGCUCUCAGCCCAGCCCCCGACUCCUCCGAGGCCUCCAGCCAGCCACAGCAGGAGCGGAACCCUGCUCCCAGCGCAGCCCCUGAGCCAGCCUCCAAGGCAUUGCCCUCCAGCCCCAGUGCCAGGAGCCCUGUGGACCUUGCUGAGACAGAAGAUGCUGCAGCAGCCUGUGAGCCCGAGGAGGCUGGGACCGCAGCCACUGCUGACACCACAGGCACCACAGCCAGCGCCCAGGGCAAGAGGCAGGGCCGGCGCGGGGUCGGCAGGAGGAUCCUCGGGUUCCUGCGGAGGGCGUGCUGCGUCCUGCGGUCCCGAAGGAGCGGCCCUGGCCUCCGCUGCUGCAGAGUGGUCCCCCAGUAGCCUCACUCAGCCCCCGUCACCAGGAGCAAUCCGCAGGCUGAGCUGACUGAACGUUUUUCUUGAGCAUUUGAAAAUGCUUCUCAUGAAUAAAAUUCACCAUGUGUGCA